AUGACCGCCUCCAAGCCCGAAGACCCCGACAGGCCCCCCAAGCACCUGUACAUCGGGGCCAUCAACCCGUUUGCGCUCUGCGAGGCCAUACUGGGCCGUAAGCUGGACUGGCGUGACCCGGCCACGGCGAACAUCAUGUCCAGCAUCCUGCAGACCGACUACGAGGAGCUGUUCGACAUGCGCUUCCGCUCAAUCCUCUAUGCGGGCAUCCAGCUCAACGACCGCGGGGACAUGGCGGAGCUGAUCCCGGCCAAGGACAUGCACACGCUCACCGAGCGGGACCUGGUCACGCCCGAUUUCUCAAAGGUUGAGAAGCUCGGCGACCUGGACCAUGUGGGCUUGAAGGACAUCAACGCCAUCAAGGUCAAGCACGCCUUCAUGUCCAACGGCAACCUGCGCCUCACCCUCCAGCCCCAGUCGCUGGGCAAGACGAUCUGCAGCUCUGAGAUGACCACAACGCUGCGUGAGCUCGCCACGCCCUUCCGCAUCCACAAGAAGGAGGAAUGGGUGCCCCCCAACAGCACCUGGACCGACAUUGGCGAAUCAUGCUACCGUCAGCACACCACCACCAUGUUCAGCAACCCGGUGCAGGGUGCCACCAGCAACAGCUGGCUGAUCGCCGCUAUGAUGGCCGUGGCCUGGUCCGACCCCUCGGCCAUUUGCCACCACCACCACGACCGCGGCGGGAAGCGCGAGUCGCGCUGUUCCCUGUCGGUCCGUUUCCACAGCAAGGGCGGCGACAACGACGCACCCACGUCCACCGUCACGGUCAACUGCGAGGUGCCGACCAACAACUCGAGCUCGCUCCCCGUCUACUGCCGGCCGUCCUCCAUGAUGAUGAUGACGCGCGGGUGGGCGGCGGGCGGGGAGAUCUGGCCGUGCCUGUACGAGAAGGCUUUUGCCAAGUGGAUCAUCCAGGGCAAGGGCGGUUCGGACUCGGAGUCCGGGCCUGAGUCUGAGCACCCGGACCUGACCCAGACAUGCUACGGCGACCCGGUCAAGUGCGCGGCGCAGCUGACGGGCAAGGAGCCGCAGUACUUUUUUACGUCGCAUCGGCGCGCGCAGGACCUGCUGGGCCUGGUACGCACCCACUGCUUCAACCUGCGCACCAUCUACCCGUUCGUCGCCUUCACCCACCCGACGGGCGACAAGUUCCGCGGCUGUACCCUCGUCGCAAACAUGGCCUACACGGUGCUCGGCUGGGCCGCCCCGCAGGAGCGCAAGCAGUACAUCAUCCUCCGCCACCCUUGGGGCGUCACCGAGCCCGAGGGCAUGACGGGCUACCCGGGUCUGGUGAGCUGUGUCGAUGUCAAAUUUUGGCCACCUGUGGAACUGGUUGACGGUCGUGGUGUGUUUGCUAUCGAGACAUCGGCUUUCAAGGAGUAUUUUGCUGGUAUGGGUGUCGCUAAAUAA
Canariomyces notabilis is the source of this 1413-nucleotide messenger RNA. Its product is annotated as cysteine proteinase. Gene Ontology annotation, molecular function: calcium-dependent cysteine-type endopeptidase activity. Gene Ontology annotation, biological process: proteolysis. Bases 1 to 1413 code for a protein of 470 amino acids. The record is from RefSeq and is a predicted model, not a curated record. The transcript is spliced from 3 exons. NCBI's taxonomy places the organism in Eukaryota, Fungi, Ascomycota, Sordariomycetes, Sordariales, Chaetomiaceae.